Staurois parvus is the source of this 507-nucleotide messenger RNA. Lineage: Eukaryota; Metazoa; Chordata; Amphibia; Anura; Ranidae. The record is from the annotation of a GenBank genome assembly.
AUGUACAUACACAGACACGCAUACACACAGAUACAUGUACAUACACAGAAAUACACAUGCACAGACACAUGUACAUACAUACACACACACACACGUACACACAGACACGUGUACAUACAUACACACAAACACACACAUGUACAUACACAUACAUGUACAUACACGCAGACACAUGUACAAUUGUACAUGCAAACACAGACACACACAAACACACACACACGUAUACGUACACACAACCCCCCCCCCAUAAAAAGUUGCAGUAAUUCGUUGUUCACUCACAGAUCCGGGUACUGCACUCUAGGGGGAGGCAGAGAGCACAGCACACACCCCUUGCUUUGCUUUCACUGCGCUCAGCUAUUGAGCAAUCUGAUGGCUCCCAGUGCCAAUGACAUAUCCGGCCUGAGCUCUGAGCCUCCUCAGCAAGACGGCCCUGGGGGACACGCUCGCCCCACCAUAAUUUCCACACGCCAUUGGCGAGCAGGCGAGUGGAAAUUUCAAGCCCUAUUC